Chrysemys picta bellii (western painted turtle) is the source of this 4774-nucleotide messenger RNA. It is a transcript of the gene EPB41, whose product is annotated as erythrocyte membrane protein band 4.1. Gene Ontology annotation, cellular component: plasma membrane; cytoskeleton. The record is from RefSeq and is a predicted model, not a curated record. Gene Ontology annotation, molecular function: structural molecule activity; actin binding. Lineage: Eukaryota; Metazoa; Chordata; Testudines; Emydidae. Gene Ontology annotation, biological process: cortical actin cytoskeleton organization.
CCGCUUAUCUCAGUGUACUCAGUCUCUAGCUGCAAGGUAGAGAUCAGAGUAUUUCUACUCUUAUGGAUCAUGUCAAUGCAUUCCGCAGAAAACCUGGACUCUUCAGUGUGCCCCUUCAGAAGAAUAUCACCCAUUUUCCAUCAUGCAAGGAAAUCGCAACUGGGAUGGCUGAUGUUCUUUUGCAGCUUCUUGGAAAUUUUAUGUUAGAUAUCUUAGCCGAGUUCAUUGCCGAUUUUGAAAGUUCUCAGUUAUAAAACGCAUGAAGUCAAAAUAUCACAACAAAUUGGAGAACACCACCCUUGGCUACUAUCCCUGACUUGCCUCUAUGAAGACUGAUGUCCACAUUUGGACUCUAGUGCAAGGAAAACCUUUUCUUCAGGGAUCUUACUAAGAGUUUCAUCAUGACAACAGAGAAGAGUCUAGUGGCUGAGGCCGAGAAUCCUAAGCAACAGCAGCAGCAAAAAGAGGAGGAGGGAGCUGCUGACAUACAGAAGCAAGAGGCGUCUCUGGAGGAGGCUUCCCAACAGGCAUCGGAGGGGCAUAAUCAAACGGGACAGAAACAGAAGGCAUCCAACGGCGAUACCCCCACACACGAAGACCAGAGCAAGAACAAAGAGCGCUGCACUUCAGAGAGUCGGGGGCUGUCACGCCUGUUUUCAUCAUUUCUCAAAAGGCCCAAGUCUCAAGUUUCUGAAGAGAGCAAAGAAGGGGAGACUCCACAAGAGAAAGGUGAAGGAGGUCAGAAAGAGACAGAUCUAGGAGCCAGUCCUGAUGAAGAAAUCCUACUGAAGGCCCCAAUAGCAGCUCCUGAACCUGAACUCAGGACUGACCCAUCUUUAGAUCUUCAUUCACUAAGCAGCGCAGAAACACAGCCUGCUCAGGAGGACAGGAGAGAAGAUCAAGACCCAGAGAGCAGAGACCUUGAGAUUAAGGAAGGAGACGGAGUGCAGGAAGAGUGUUCCAAGGCAGAGUUGAAAAGAGAGAACCCUGAGACAAAAGCAGACCAAGAAUUAAAAGCCACCCAGAAAUCAGUAAGAAGACACAGAAAUAUGUACUGCAAGGUUUCCUUGCUGGAUGACACCAUUUACGAGUGUGCUUUGGAUAAACAUGCCAAGGGUCAGGAUCUGCUUAGAAAAGUAUGCGAGCACCUCAAUCUUCUGGAAGAAGACUACUUUGGACUGGCCGUAUGGGACUCUCCAACUUCCAAGACAUGGUUGGAUUCUGCCAAAGAAAUAAAAAAGCAGGUUCAUGGAGGCCCCUGGAACUUUACAUUCAAUGUGAAGUUUUAUCCACCAGAUCCAGCACAGCUGACAGAGGAUAUAACGAGGUAUUAUUUGUGUCUUCAGCUUAGACAUGACAUUGUUACAGGGCGUCUGCCUUGUUCCUUUGCGACACUGGCCCUGCUGAGUUCUUACACAGUCCAGUCUGAAUUGGGAGAUUAUGACCCGGAGUUACAUAGUGCAGAUUAUGUCAGUGAAUUUAAACUGGCCCCAAACCAGACAAAGGAACUUGAAGAAAAAGUCAUGGAACUACAUAAAACAUACAGAUCCAUGACUCCAGCCCAAGCAGACCUCGAAUUUCUUGAGAAUGCAAAAAAGCUAUCGAUGUAUGGAGUUGACCUUCACCAAGCCAAGGACUUGGAGGGAGUUGACAUCAUUCUGGGAGUCUGUUCCAGUGGCCUUCUUGUCUAUAAAGAUAAACUGAGAAUCAACCGCUUUCCUUGGCCCAAAGUGCUGAAGAUUUCCUACAAACGCAGCAGCUUCUUCAUUAAGAUCCGGCCAGGGGAGCACGAACAAUAUGAAAGUACCAUUGGAUUCAAACUACCUAGUUAUCGGGCAGCUAAGAAACUGUGGAAAGUCUGUGUUGAACAUCACACUUUUUUCAGGCUAACUUCCCCUGAAGCACUUCCCAAGAGCAGAUUCCUGGCACUGGGCUCUAAAUUCCGUUAUAGUGGACGGACGCAGGCCCAGACAAGACAAGCUAGUGCCUUGAUUGACAGACCUGCUCCACAGUUUGAACGAACAGCAAGUAAACGGGCCUCUAGAAGCCUUGAUGGAGCUAAACAUACGUCUCAAAAAAUUGAGGUCAGACCUAUAUUGGAGGAGAAGCAGGAGGAUGUGGUGAUGGUUGAGAUUCCAGAAUCAAAACCUGUGGAACAGUUCGGAGAGAAGCCAGCCAAACAUACUUUUGAAAAUAUUGAGAUGAAACCAAUAGCAGAAGAAGAGGAAGAGGAGAAAGUGGAGGUGUUUAAGGUUACUGUUCCAGAAUCAAAAUUAAUGGAACCAUUCCAAAAACAGCCAGUUAUACAUGUCCUUGAAAAUAUUGAGAUAAGCCCAAUAGACGAAGAUGAGGAGGAAGAGAAAGUGAUGACGAUGAAAGAUCUAGAACUAGAGCCCAAAUUUCUGGAACCAGUCCAAAAGGAGCCAGCAGUAGCGGUGGUUACACCUGACCGAAGCCCACGGCCCACCUCUGCACCAGCCAUUGCUCAGAGACAUGUUGUUGAACCUACCCCACCAGCUGCAUCAGAUACCAAGGAAAUAGUAGUAGUCUCUAAAGUGGAGAAGGAAGCUGUGGAAACUGAGGGAAAGCAUGAAGAAAUGCUACCUGAGAAGGCGAAGAUGGAACCAUCUGAAGUGGCCAAGGUGGGGAAAACGCACAGCGAGGUCACGUUGCCUACCACAAAUGGUGACCAGCCCCAGCAGCCUGCAGAAAAAGAGGAAGAUCCGAUAAGAAUGAGGAAGAAAAGAUCAAAGAAACUAGAUGGUGAAAACAUUUAUAUCAGGCAUAGCAAUUUAAUGUUGGAGGAACUAGAUAAAACUCAAGAAGAAAUAAAGAAACAUCAUGCUAACAUCAGUGAGCUGAAGAAGAACUUUAUGGAGUCCGUCCCCGAGUCCCGGCCUAGUGAAUGGGAUAAGCGCCUGUCUACUCACUCCCCCUUCAGAACAUUUAACGUCAAUGGGCAGGUCCCCACCGGAGUGGAAGGAAGUCUGUGUGACUUUCCCCCCAAAACGGAUGUGGAUGCAGUGACAGAGAGGAAAAGUACUAACCCUGACUUUGAAUUGGUGGGCCCAAAGCAUUCAGUAGCCUGUAGUGAGAACCAAAUGUCAACUCCACCAGAGUCUUUACAAAGUCAUGACUUUGGCACUUCCUCCCUAAGCAGUGAGGAGGAGGAGAGAGCUCCUGUAUUCCUUGAGAGCCAGGAUGACCUAACAUAUGAAAAGGGUUAUGCAGGUGUGGAAAAGCAGGCAGAUGACUCAGAUGAGCAGUCUGUGGUGGAGACCCCUACAAUCUCUGUUUCACCUCCACUGCAUCCCUGUCAGAGAGAGGAGGAGACAGAGAAUGUUGAAGAAAAUUAUUUUACAAGAGAUCCACUUAGAAAGCUAAAUGGAGAGUGUCACAACUGGAAUAUUGAUAAUGGGCUUCCCACACUCAUUCGCUGUUUUCAGCCACCCCUAGUGAAGACUCAGACAGUUACCAUCUCUGACGUGUCCAAUGCUGUGAAAAGUGAAAUUCCAACAAAAGAAGUUCCCAUUGUUCACACAGAGACCAAGACCAUCACCUACGAAGCUGCACAGACAGAUGAUGGCAAUGGGGACUCAGACCCUGGAGUCCUGCUCACUGCUCAGACCAUCACGUCAGAGACCACCAGUAGCACAACCACCACACAGAUUACAAAGACUGUAAAAGGUGGAAUUUCAGAGACAAGAAUUGAAAAAAGAAUUGUCAUCACAGGAGAUGCAGACAUUGACCACGAUCAGGUUCUAGUACAGGCCAUCAAAGAAGCAAAAGAGCAGCACCCGGACAUGUCGGUGACCAAGGUCGUUGUCCACCAGGAGACCGAGAUUGCUGAAGAAUAGCAAGGCCAGGAGAUGUUUCUCCCUGCCUGAGAGAACGCCAGAAAGGGAGGAGAGAGCGGUAGGGGAAAAACGGCAGAGAAACUACCUGGAGCACAAAGACCACAGAUUUACAAGCUUUGCUGUCAAUAACUGAACAUUCAUAUCACUCGGAGUUACGCUUUGACAUUUACUUGGGAUUUUCCAGAAUAUAGUGGAUCCUUUUGAAUAUUUUUAUAUUGUAAAACAGUAUGCCAUACUUCUCACUGUACUGAAUGUUUUUUUUUUAAAUAGGUUUUCAGUUUUGCAUUCCCUCAUGCAUAGCCUCCAUAGGUCCUCACAAAAGGGUUGGUUCUUAAGUCUUAUUCCUUCAGAUAUACUGGGGUUAAGCCACGCUCAUGCAUAUCUUAGAAACUGCACCUUAGAAUAACAGCUGUUUGAAAACCCUAGUGAUUGAUGGGGCCUUCUGCCAGAAGAAUCAGUUUACUUAGAUGUCCGUGUGGCAUUUCUACUUGCCUCUUGCGAUUGGCUCUAGAUAUUUCCAGAAAACUCCAAGUCUCACUACCCAAGUGUUUCUAUACCUUUACUCUGCAUUUCCUUGCUUUUAUGGGUUUUGGUCCCUUGAUGUUGUUUGAACAUAGUGUGUGUGUGGGGAGGGGGGUGGGGUUGUGGUGUAAUAUUCACACAUUUCAGUAGUUGGCUAGAUUAAGGAAUACUGGAAGUUGCUUCACAUCUCUCUUAUACUGUGAAUUCUAGAGCAUUAAGAGAACUGUGACAGGGCACUACCCCUUCCUGCUCCUCAGAGACUGCAUUUCUACUGAAUGCUACCUACCUAUUUUUGCUUUCUAGAUGCCAUUUAAAUAAGUCUAUUGAAGUGUGUGGUUAAGGGGUUUGGGCUCUGAAUGCUAUAUGGUAGGCUAUGCAUUAUUCUCAAUAGUUGA